Molecule: messenger RNA, 1810 nt
Organism: Physella acuta
Lineage: Eukaryota; Metazoa; Mollusca; Gastropoda; Physidae
Molecular function (GO): protein binding
Source: RefSeq, a predicted model, not a curated record
AAAACACUAGAUACUACUCGACACGGCUGUUUGUAAACAAUGAUGUUGAUCCUGUUGAUCGUGUGUGUAGUCGCGAGCUCGCUGCCGUGUUGUCAGGCGUGUAGGUGUGACACGGACGUCCCCAGCAGACCCGUGCCAGGUGUCGGAGCCAGGUCAAGACGGGCCAGGGAGGCACGAGUUCUAUGUGGGGCAGGGGAGUAUCUCCGUCAAGGGGGUUGUGUCCCCUGCCCGGAUGGAACCUUCAUGACGUCAGAGAUGUCUAAAGAUUCUGAUCACGUGGAAUGUGUGGAGUGUUUGAAGCCAGAACAGUAUGAGGUCAUCAAGACACACUGUACCCCGACCAGAGACACAGAAGUGACAUGCGCAGACGGCACCUACAACAAGUGCUACAGGGACUUCAUCGGCAAAUGCUCUCGCUACUGUGAGCGGUGUGAUGUCUGCGGGUUGGGUUCGAAUCUCUACAAGAAAUAUGAGCUCCAACCCUGCAAGGGAGACAACAAUACCGUGUGCUGUCCAAGGGGGGAUAUGGUUGUGAUCAACGGCGACUGUCAGCUGCCUUUAAGUUGUGGGGAGGGUUUCUACAAAACCAGAAUCAACGGAGUCGAGACGUGUCUGAAAUGUGACGUAUGCGGUGAAGGGAAUCACAAGUUGGAACCGUAUGUGGUAAGGGCGUGUAAUCAGGGAGAAAAUACCAUCUGCUGUCCGGAACCGGAUAUGGUGUUAAGGCACGGAUCCUGCGUAAGAGACAGCAAAGCGGAAGUAGAAUUGUCAGAUAAUACAACAAAUGUAAAUAGGACAACAGAACAGAUAAAUGUAGACAACAAUGUCACUACAGUGAAAGAAUUGACAGAAAAUCAAGCGCCAAGAAUUUUGGGAAUCUUUAUUUUAAUAUUUGGUGUCCUUGUGUUAAUUGCAAUCAUUGUCGUUGCUUUAAUCAAGGAUUAAGUUGUAUGUUAAAAUAAGUGACUUCACGUGACUUUUGUGUUAUGAAUGUAGAACAUUUAAAAAUGAAGAAAAUACAAAAAUGCUUAGAAGAUUUUAGAAAAUUUAAUAUAACGGCACAAAUUUAAGUUUAUUUUAACUUAAAAUUAUUAUUAGAAGACCUCAUUAAGUCUAAUUUUUACAUCUAAAAUUUUAUGAAAUACCUUAGCUUUUGUUAUUAAGAAUUAAUAAAUCAAUAAAUUUCAUGGCUAUAGUUUGGAUAAAUUAGUAUCAACUUUUUCAAUAUGUAAAGCUUUACAUCCUCUAUUUAGUAUUUAGGUAUCUCAAUUAAGCUUUAGCCGAAAUCUUAAUUCAUUCUUUUAAUUUUUUAAAAUAGAUUUUCUCUGUGUUUUACAUUUGUUUAUACAAAAGUUCUAUUAGAACAAUUACUCUUGAAACUUAAAGAAUAUGUUACUAGGAGAUUAAUCUAGUUCCUGCUAUAUUUUUUUAAAUAACUUUUUGAUCAGUAUUUUAGAAACAAAAUAAUUUUUUUCUCUUCUUAAAAGUAACAUUUGUUAAUUAUCAUUAUCAAAUGUCGUGUCAUUUCAAAUGCUAAAGAAUAUAUUUUGUGUAGUUGUCUAAUUUUUCAUUUAACUAAUUAUUUAUUGACAUUCCGUCAUUCUUUCUAAUACAAACUAAUUUUAAUUGAUGUGCUCAAUUUAACAUGGAAAACUUCAUUUCCUAAAAAGUUGCAACCUUCUUAAUGAAUUUUCGAGUUUAACUACAAUUUUUUUAAACAUGCCUUAAAACACAACUCGUGUUCCAAUUUUUUUCUUGACAAUCAGACUUUAAAAAAGAAUCCUUGCAAAAAAAAACGUAUAUACCUCAA